Messenger RNA from Ichthyophthirius multifiliis, 3281 nucleotides. RefSeq names its product protein kinase domain protein. Gene Ontology annotation, cellular component: cytoplasm. Gene Ontology annotation, biological process: protein phosphorylation. The annotation marks the transcript as partial. Gene Ontology annotation, molecular function: ATP binding; protein serine/threonine kinase activity. The transcript has 6 exons. Lineage: Eukaryota; Ciliophora; Oligohymenophorea; Hymenostomatida. The record is from RefSeq and is a predicted model, not a curated record.
AAUAACUCAACUUUAAAAAAAAAAAAAUAAUGAAACAAAAUAAAUUCAAAAAGCAAAUAAUAAAAAGUUAAAUAUAUAAUAUAAAAUAUACAUUAAAAGAGGAAGUCUAAUACUUCGAAUCGUAACUGAACUGCUAUUUUUACACAGUAAUAGAAAGUCCCUAAAUAGUAGUGAAAUUAUCAGACUCAAACAUUGAAUUAAUGAAUUAAUAUUACCAAUAAGAAGUAUUUGCAUGGACAAAAAUAAAAGAAGAAAAAACAUUAAUACCAUUAUUAAAACAAAAUGAAAAUUAUCAUCCAAACCUAUUAGAAACAAAAGCAGCUUUUCGUUAAUAAAUAAAAGAUAACGAAUUAUGUGUAUUAAUAUUAGAAUAUUGUCCAAAAGGUUCAUUAUAGUAAAUAUUUGAUAAAUUACCUUAAUACGCCAUGAAGGAAAUUCAAAUAAUCAGAAUAGGUCGUGAUAUUCUAUAAGGCCUUUACUUUUUAUAAACUCGACCCAACCCUUUAAUCCAUCGUAAUAUAAACAUGAAAAAUAUAUUAUUUGGGGAAGAUAACAAUUAUAAAAUAGGAAAUUUCCAAAACGUAACUACACAUUAAUAUUAAUCGAUUUCCAGUGAUGAAUUUGCCUCUGUAGAUUAAGAAAUAUCCAAGAAUUCCAGCGAAGGUUUCCGUGCUCCUGAAUAACUUUAUUUAAACUUAGGUUAUCCAAUAAAUGAGAUGGUCGAUGUAUAUGCUGUGGGAGUAAUUUUAUAUAUUUUAUGUUAUAAUAAGAACCCUUUUAAUGUCUAUAGUGUGGAAAAUUGCAAUAAAUAAAUCGAAUUACCGGAUUUUCCGAAAUAUAGUAAAAACUUAUAAACUUUAAUUCAAAAACUUUUAACUCCUAAUCCAUUUUUUAGACCAAAACCUCUAGUUUUGUUAUAGUUCAUAUUGAGUUGUUGGCAAGACUUGAAAAUACCUUAAACUAAUACAGGAUUAUUAGAUAAUAAUAUAUUCAAGAAUAUAUAAGAAAUAGAAAUUAAAUAAAAUACGAUUUCUAAAUUGAUGAUAUUUAUGUAUAAUAAAAGUACUAAAGGAUGGCUUUUGGCUACUCUAUAGGAAAAUUAAGAAGAACCAAAUUAAAAUUUUAUUCAGAAAUUAAUUAUUAAGGCAUGGUAAAAAAAAGAAAAAAUCUAAAAAUUUUAUGAGAUGUUUUUAUAAUUUAUGACAAUAUAAAAUACCCAAAAUACUAUAAUUUGCUUAAAAUCGUUAAUUUUAUUACACAAUUAUGUAAAAAAAGGCCCUUUGGAGACAGUUUUUAAAAAUAAUGGAUAAAAAAAAGGGUCAUCGAAUGAUAUUUUAAAUUAAAUUAUUUCAGUUUGGUAAAAUAUAGACCCUAAGGAUAAUUCUUAGGAUAAAAUUAGAUCCAUUUUUACUACUAAACUUAUUAAUAUGUAUGCAUAAAGAUUAAGAUAAAAAAUUAAUUUGGCUAAUUAGUAUUCUGGUUUUUUGGAAGGUAAUUUCUCGUUAAAACCAUUUUUAGAUAAUGUUGGAAAAAAUAAUAAUAAUAAUAAUAAUAACCUUUUGAAAUGGUAAUUAAUUGAAGAUUUAUUAAAUUAUAUGAAUUAAUUAGUGGUUUUUUCAAAUGAGAUUUUAAGUUAGAAUAUUAUAAUGGAAAUUCAAAUGAGUGUUUAUGUCUAAUUAGUAGAUGAAAUGUAUUGUCUUUUGUGUACACUGACAUUUUUACUUGUUUGUUUUAUAAAAUCAAGUGUUUUUUUAGAAUAAAAUUAAAGUAAGUGUUUUUUUGAAGGAAAAAUUUAAGAAUUUAAGAAUUCUUAUGAGAAUUUAUUCGAUUAGUGUUUAUAGUUUUUUAAAAAAUUUUCUCAUUUUAAAAACUUUGUUAGUAUUUUAGUAGAUCAUAAGGUUUUGGAGUUUGUUUUGGGGUUAAAAUCAUUUUAAAAUGAAGAGUUUAAUAUUUUUUCGUUUCUAAAUUAUAAUAAGUCUAUUUUUGGAUUGUAUUUGCCUUUAAGUUAUGGAGUUACUAUUCCUUCUAUAUAAGAUGAUUUAAAAAAAGAUAUUAAAUUUUCAGGAAAGAAAAAAGAGUUAAAAAAUGAUGAAUUAAAAUAAAAUAGUAUAUCUAAUAGUUUUGAAAAGAAAAACAAUAAAACAAAUAAAAAAUAAAAUUAGGGAAUACUUUUAGUUGAUUAAGACUAAGAAGAUUUCAAUUUAGCAAAUUAAUAUGAAUAAAUAGAAAUAGAAAACAAAAAUUAACAUUUAUUAUAAGACAAGUAAAAUUAAGAAAAAAAAUUCGAAAAUAGCAAAAAAACAAACAAUAGUAAGAAAAGUUUAUAUAAAGAAGAAGAAAAAAGUAUGAUGAAUGAAUCCUAUGAUGAAGAAAAUGAAUAAAAUAACAAAUUAACAUUUGCUCAUUAAACUUUAAAUUAAUAAUAAUUUAAUAAUGAAUAAAUAUUAAAUAGUGAAUAAUAUAAAAAUAUUAACUUUUGGGAUUUUUCUGAUGUUAUUGGGAAUAAUAUUUAAAAUAGUUAAUAAUUCCAUAAUUAGAAAAGUUAGUCGGCUAUAAAUUUUUAUUUUAAUGAUUAAUAAAAAAUAAAUCAAUAAUAAAAUGAUUUUGAAUUAUUUGAUAAUUUUAGUGCUUUAAAAAAUUAAAAAUCUAUGAGUAAUUAAGCUACAAAUCAAAAUUUUGAUUUUUGGAACUUUAGUAAUGUAAAUACUCAAAAAUAAUAAAAAAAUGAAAAUUAAUAAUAUAACUAAUAAUAAUAAUAAUUUAAAUAUUAAUUAAAUUUUAAUAAUAAUAAUAUAGAAAAAACUAUUCAAAUGAAAAAUUAAUAAUAAAACGAUAUUUUUUAAGAAUUUAAAUUUUAAAAUUUCGAUUAUUAAUAAAACUAAAAUUAAAUGAAUAAUAAUAAUAAUAAAUAAUAAAAUUUUUAAGAGAAAAUAUAAUAAAAUUAAUGGUAAUAAAACUUUAAUUAAUUAUAACAAUAAUAAAAUAAUUGGUAAAAUUUUAAAUAAAAUGAAAAUAUUUAAGAAUUCAAUAAUAAUAAUAAUUAAGAUAAUGAAUUAGAUAAUCAUAAUUCUACUUCUUCUUAUAAUAGUGAAAGUAUUCAAGAGUUAAAAUAAUUUAUAAUAAACCGAGUAUAGCAUAAUCCUAAAAAUAUUAUUAUCAAUUUCAAUAGAUUAACUUUUGGCAAAUAAAUUGGAUCAGGACAUUCAGCUAAAGUAUAUAAAGGUUUAUUUAAUUAACUAGAAGUAGCAAUAAAAGAAAUUAAUUAUCUUUAAUAGGAGUGA